GUUCCACAAAAUAAUACAUCUAAAUUUUUUCAACUACUUACGGAAUCCUCGUUACGUCCUGAUGCUCCACUCUUUUAUUAGAAUUACCAUCUAUAGCAAACUAAUCAAUUUAACAGAUACUUUCAAAACGCCAUAUAAACCUUCACUACUGACAAUGGAUAUCGGUGUUUCGUUCUCUUUUUUGUUUUCUUACCUUCACCUUAUUUUUCCACCAUCCAUCCCUAUUAAUAAUAUCCUUCUUCCCCUCUUUAGACUCUCCUUCGGCUUUUUAGUAUUAUUCCCGAUUUUGCUUUCUUUCUUCGUAAACGAGAUUAUAACUCAGUUAAGUCCAGACAGAUUAGUGCUAGUAGCCUCUUGUAAUUUCUUGAACCUGUUAAAGAACAUCAUUAAUUUCUUCGUUUAUCAGAAACAGGUACAUUUAAUAAACUGAGAGAAUGGUUUCAGCAAUAUUAAAUUUUACAUAGUACUUGUUUUUUAUCGAAGGUUUAACUACUACGCUAGUUUCUGUAAGCCACGGGAAUGUCAUACAAUGUCCAUCUUGUGAGCUUGUAUAUCUUCAACAUAUUAUGGUUCAGACGUUCUCUUAAUAUUCCUCAAAAAAAUUUUCUUUUUGUUUUCCAGAGGUAAGAGUUGUAGCUACAUGCUAUGAAGAAGUAUUACCUGGUACAACCAUGCCAGACUGUUAGGUCAUAAGGAAUUCUCCGAACUGUCGCCACAUGAGUUUAUAGAUUUUUAAAUAUGUUUAAGCACCUCUCACUAAUCCAUAU
This is a messenger RNA of Rhizophagus irregularis DAOM 181602=DAOM 197198, 767 nucleotides long. The record is from RefSeq and is a predicted model, not a curated record. NCBI's taxonomy places the organism in Eukaryota, Fungi, Glomeromycota, Glomeromycetes, Glomerales, Glomeraceae.